Eubalaena glacialis (North Atlantic right whale) is the source of this 4113-nucleotide messenger RNA. It is a transcript of the gene KCNMA1, whose product is annotated as potassium calcium-activated channel subfamily M alpha 1. NCBI's taxonomy places the organism in Eukaryota, Metazoa, Chordata, Mammalia, Artiodactyla, Balaenidae. Gene Ontology annotation, biological process: potassium ion transport; transmembrane transport. The transcript is spliced from 28 exons. Gene Ontology annotation, cellular component: postsynaptic membrane. The coding region runs from base 22 to 3723 and encodes 1233 amino acids. Gene Ontology annotation, molecular function: large conductance calcium-activated potassium channel activity. The record is from RefSeq and is a predicted model, not a curated record.
GCCGGCUGCCCGUUGCUAGCUAUGGCAAAUGGUGGCGGCAGCGGCGGCGGCAGCGGCGGCGGCGGUGGCGGCGGAGGCAGCGCUCUUAGAAUGAGUAGCAAUAUCCACGCGAACCAUCUCAGCCUAGACGCGUCCUCCUCCUCCUCCUCUUCCUCCUCCUCUUCUUCCUCCUCCUCUUCCUCCUCGUCCUCGGUCCACGAGCCCAAGAUGGAUGCGCUCAUCAUCCCGGUGACCAUGGAGGUGCCGUGCGACAGCCGGGGCCAGCGCAUGUGGUGGGCUUUCCUGGCCUCCUCCAUGGUGACUUUCUUCGGGGGCCUCUUCAUCAUCUUGCUCUGGCGGACGCUCAAGUACCUGUGGACCGUUUGCUGCCACUGCGGGGGCAAGACGAAGGAGGCCCAGAAGAUUAACAAUGGCUCAAGCCAGGCAGACGGCACUCUCAAGCCAGUGGACGAAAAAGAGGAGGCGGUGGCAGCCGAGGUCGGCUGGAUGACCUCCGUGAAAGACUGGGCAGGGGUGAUGAUAUCUGCCCAGACGCUGACCGGCAGAGUCCUGGUUGUCUUAGUCUUUGCUCUCAGCAUUGGUGCACUUGUAAUAUACUUCAUAGAUUCGUCAAACCCAAUAGAAUCCUGCCAGAAUUUCUACAAAGAUUUCACAUUACAGAUCGACAUGGCUUUCAACGUGUUCUUCCUUCUCUACUUUGGCUUGCGGUUUAUUGCAGCCAAUGAUAAGCUGUGGUUCUGGCUGGAAGUGAACUCUGUAGUAGAUUUCUUCACGGUCCCCCCCGUGUUUGUGUCUGUGUACUUAAACAGAAGUUGGCUUGGUUUGAGAUUUUUAAGAGCUCUCAGGCUGAUCCAGUUUUCAGAAAUUUUGCAGUUUCUGAAUAUCCUGAAAACAAGUAAUUCCAUCAAGCUGGUGAAUCUGCUCUCCAUAUUUAUCAGCACAUGGCUAACAGCAGCCGGCUUCAUCCAUUUGGUGGAGAAUUCAGGGGACCCAUGGGAAAAUUUCCAAAACAACCAGGCCCUUACCUACUGGGAGUGUGUCUACUUGCUCAUGGUGACCAUGUCCACUGUUGGUUAUGGGGAUGUUUAUGCAAAAACCACGCUCGGGCGUCUCUUCAUGGUCUUCUUCAUCCUCGGGGGACUGGCCAUGUUUGCCAGCUACGUCCCUGAAAUCAUAGAGUUAAUAGGAAACCGCAAGAAAUACGGGGGCUCCUAUAGUGCGGUUAGUGGAAGAAAGCACAUUGUGGUCUGUGGACACAUCACGCUGGAGAGCGUAUCCAACUUCCUGAAGGACUUUCUGCACAAGGACCGGGAUGAUGUCAACGUGGAGAUUGUCUUUCUUCACAACAUUUCCCCUAACCUGGAGCUUGAAGCUCUGUUCAAACGACAUUUUACUCAGGUUGAAUUUUACCAGGGUUCAGUCCUCAAUCCACAUGAUCUUGCGAGAGUCAAGAUAGAGUCAGCAGAUGCGUGCCUAAUCCUUGCCAAUAAGUACUGCGCAGACCCCGAUGCUGAAGAUGCCUCCAACAUCAUGAGAGUCAUCUCCAUAAAGAACUACCACCCGAAGAUAAGAAUAAUCACUCAGAUGCUGCAGUAUCAUAACAAGGCCCAUCUGCUAAACAUCCCAAGCUGGAAUUGGAAAGAGGGGGAUGAUGCAAUCUGCCUCGCAGAGCUCAAGCUGGGGUUCAUCGCCCAGAGCUGCCUGGCUCAAGGCCUCUCCACCAUGCUUGCCAACCUCUUCUCCAUGAGGUCAUUCAUAAAGAUUGAGGAAGACACAUGGCAGAAAUACUACUUGGAAGGAGUCUCAAAUGAAAUGUACACAGAAUAUCUCUCCAGUGCCUUCGUGGGUCUGUCCUUCCCUACUGUUUGUGAGCUGUGUUUUGUGAAGCUCAAGCUUCUAAUGAUAGCCAUUGAGUACAAGUCCGCCAACCGAGAGAGCCGUAUAUUAAUUAAUCCUGGAAACCACCUUAAGAUCCAAGAAGGUACUUUAGGAUUUUUCAUCGCAAGCGAUGCCAAAGAAGUUAAAAGGGCAUUUUUUUACUGCAAGGCCUGUCAUGAUGACAUCACGGAUCCCAAAAGAAUAAAAAAAUGCGGCUGCAAACGGCCCAAGAUGUCCAUCUACAAGAGAAUGAGACGGGCAUGUUGUUUUGAUUGCGGACGUUCUGAGCGUGACUGCUCGUGCAUGUCAGGCCGUGUGCGUGGUAACGUGGACACCCUUGAGAGAGCCUUCCCACUUUCUUCUGUCUCUGUUAAUGAUUGCUCCACCACUUUCCGUGCCUUUGAAGAUGAACAGCCGUCAGCAUUGUCACCCAAAAAAAAGCAGCGCAACGGAGGCAUGCGGAACUCACCCAGCUCCUCGCCCAAGCUGAUGAGGCAUGACCCCUUGUUAAUUCCCGGCAAUGAUCAGAUUGACAACAUGGACUCCAACGUGAAGAAGUACGACUCUACUGGGAUGUUUCACUGGUGUGCACCCAAGGAGAUAGAGAAAGUCAUCCUGACUCGAAGUGAAGCCGCCAUGACCGUCCUGAGUGGCCACGUGGUGGUCUGCAUCUUUGGCGAUGUCAGUUCAGCCCUGAUUGGCCUCCGGAACCUGGUGAUGCCACUCCGUGCCAGCAACUUUCACUACCACGAGCUCAAGCACAUCGUGUUUGUGGGUUCCAUUGAGUACCUCAAGCGGGAAUGGGAGACUCUUCAUAACUUUCCCAAAGUGUCCAUAUUGCCUGGUACGCCGUUAAGUCGGGCUGAUUUAAGGGCCGUCAACAUCAACCUCUGUGACAUGUGCGUUAUCCUGUCAGCCAAUCAGAAUAAUAUUGAUGAUACUUCGCUGCAGGACAAGGAAUGCAUCUUGGCGUCACUCAACAUCAAAUCUAUGCAGUUUGAUGACAGCAUCGGGGUCUUGCAGGCUAAUUCCCAAGGGUUCACACCUCCAGGAAUGGACAGAUCCUCUCCGGAUAACAGCCCGGUACAUGGGAUGUUACGCCAGCCCUCCAUCACAACUGGGGUCAACAUCCCCAUCAUCACUGAACUAGUGAAUGAUACUAAUGUUCAGUUUCUGGACCAAGACGAUGACGAUGACCCCGACACAGAGCUGUACCUCACGCAGCCGUUUGCAUGUGGGACAGCGUUUGCCGUCAGCGUCCUGGAUUCACUCAUGAGCGCGACAUACUUCAAUGACAACAUCCUCACCCUGAUACGGACCCUGGUGACCGGAGGAGCCACGCCGGAGCUGGAGGCUCUGAUUGCCGAGGAGAAUGCGCUGCGCGGGGGCUACAGCACCCCCCAGACGCUGGCCAAUAGGGACCGCUGCCGCGUGGCCCAGUUAGCACUGCUGGACGGGCCCUUUGCGGACCUGGGGGAUGGUGGUUGUUAUGGUGAUCUGUUCUGCAAAGCUCUGAAAACAUAUAAUAUGCUUUGUUUUGGAAUUUAUCGGCUGAGAGAUGCUCACCUCAGCACCCCCAGCCAAUGCACGAAGAGGUAUGUCAUCACCAACCCCCCGUACGAGUUUGAGCUCGUGCCGACGGACCUGAUCUUCUGCUUAAUGCAGUUUGACCACAACGCCGGCCAGUCCCGGGCCAGCCUCUCCCAUUCCUCCCACUCGUCCCAGUCCUCCAGCAAGAAGAGCUCCUCCGUUCACUCCAUCCCAUCCACAGCAAACCGACAGAACCGGCCCAAGUCCCGGGAGUCCCGAGACAAACAGAAGUACGUGCAGGAAGAGCGGCUCUGAUAUGUGUAUCCACUGCCUCUGUGUGUGAAACUGUAUCUGCCACUCAUUUUCCCAGUGGGUGUUUCCAACAGUAACUUUCCCCAUUUUCCCCUGUAGUCCCCCCCACCUUUUCUUUACACAUAUUUGCAUAUGUAUGAUAGUGUGCAUGUGGUUGUCAUUUUUAUUCCACCACCAUAAAACCCUUGAGCACAACAGCAAAUAAGCAGACGGACCAAAAGUUAUUUAUGAUUCUAGGGGGAAAAUAACCCUAAGGCAUGCUCCAGACAUAAAUAGCUCUCACUGCAGGAAUGAGUUCACAGAUAAGAAGGGAGCGUUUGUGAUCCACAUCAGUUAUGCAAAGCAAGUUUAGUUAAUGUAGAAGAAAAGUUUAUUCUGAUGUAUAAGCAUUAU